CAGUCAGCUCUCCCUUCCUCCGAUUUGUCGCGAUUGUCACGGACGCCACCGAGGGAGAAAGAGAGAGAGAGCGAGAGUGGGGGCGGGAUGGCCGGGCGCUUCCGUCCUACCAGUCUUCCUCCUCACGCCACCUUCCUGUCUACCUCCUCCUCAUUUCUCGUGUCUCUCUUUCCCGGAGUUCAGGCUGCCGGCGACGCGUCUCAGUUAUGCCGCUGACGCUCUCCGACGGAGCGGUGCUAGGAUUGGGGCUUCACAGGGUUUUGCGGGAGGUUGAUGGAGGGAUCUGGCGGCGGAGGCGGAAGCGGAGGAGGAGGGGGGUCUCCGGCUCCUUUCCUGAUUAAGACGUACGAUAUGGUGGAUGACGCGAGCACCGACGCGAUCGUGUCGUGGAGCGCGGCCGGGAACAGCUUCGUGGUGUGGAACUCGCCGGAGUUCGCACGCGUCCUCCUCCCGACCUACUUCAAACACAACAAUUUCUCCUCCUUUAUCCGCCAGCUCAACACCUAUGGGUUUCACAAGAUUGAUCCUGAACGUUGGGAGUUUGCUAACGAGGACUUCACAAAAGAUAAUAAGCAUCUGCUGAAGAACAUCCAUAGACGUAAGCCUAUUCAUAGUCACAGCCAGCCACUCUCUCAACCAUCAUCAGGGGAUGCUGAAAGAGCAGCGCUUGAGGAAGAAAUUCAGAAGCUUAGGAAGGAGAAAGAUAUUCUUUUGGCUAAUCUUGCGAGAUACAGACAGCAGCAGGAAGGAAGCACGGUCCAAUUAGAAAAGCUUGAGCCACGGGUUGGUGAAAUGGAACAAAGGCAGGCAAAAUUGAUGCAAUUUUUGGCAAAAGCAGUAAAAAAUCAAUCUUUCAUUGACAAUCUUAUUUGUGAGGUCGAAAGGAAUAUGCAGGUAAUGGCCAUAAAAAAAAAGAGAAGGCUGCCAAAUGACUGUGAAGCCGUGGAGAACAACCCUACGGAUAGCCAGACUGUACAGAGAUCUUUGACCACAAGAUCUCCAAAUGUUUUGACUGGAGAUGCUGAAAGCUGGGACCUUGCAAAUAAGUUAAGGCUGGAGCUUUCACCUGCGGCUUCUGAUAAUCUACUACCAGCUUGUAGGCAUGGCUCCAGUGAAGAUGAUGGCAACACGCAGCAUACACCGUCUAAUCUAGCAGGAAGAAAAGCUGGAUCUGACGAAUCUUUAGAGCUUCUGGAUUGUGAUACAUCUUUGGCAUUUACAAAGAACAUCUCUUUGAGGGAAAAUUCAUCAGCUGAGGAACUUGAUGGAAAUUGUCAUUUGAAUUUAACACUUUCAUCGUCCCCUUUCUCCCCAGUUCGUGGCAGGGUUAAGGAAACCUAUGAAAAAGCUGCGGUAGAGAGAAAGUCUGGCGGCAAUGCAAGCUCAGUAACGUCAAAAGAAACGACAGUCAAUAACCAGGCAUCUUCUGGAAGAGUCAAUGACGUAUUCUGGGAGCAGUUCCUUACUGAAAGGCCGGGUUCCUCGGAUACUGAAGAAGCAAGCUCUACUUUUAGGACAAGCCCAUGUGUAGAACAAGAAGAGAGGAACUCCAUGCAGGAAAUGUCAUGGAGCAGUAAGCAAAAGAUGCAACAACUCACGCUAUGACUUGUAGGAAUGAGGCUGCCAAUAUGACAUAAAAUCUGUGUCUUCUUAUCUCAUUAUGCAAAUCUUAUUGGAAGUUUGAUUGAAACAAUUGUCUGACGCACUGUACAUAAUUGUAUGCUCAAUGUUCAUGAAAAAAGUGUAUUUGCUAUUAUGCCAUAAAAAGAAUCCUAGCAGGUUUUAUUGUUCAA
This is a messenger RNA of Nymphaea colorata (pocket water lily), 1793 nucleotides long. RefSeq names its product heat stress transcription factor A-5. Gene Ontology annotation, molecular function: DNA-binding transcription factor activity; RNA polymerase II cis-regulatory region sequence-specific DNA binding. NCBI's taxonomy places the organism in Eukaryota, Viridiplantae, Streptophyta, Magnoliopsida, Nymphaeales, Nymphaeaceae. Gene Ontology annotation, cellular component: nucleus. Bases 274 to 1605 code for a protein of 443 amino acids. Gene Ontology annotation, biological process: regulation of transcription by RNA polymerase II. The transcript is spliced from 2 exons. The record is from RefSeq and is a predicted model, not a curated record.